UAUAAUCUAUGCAUAUUUUCAAUGACUACUACUUACAUCUGCCAAUAUUGUAUUAACGAAUAUAUCAUCAAAUCAAGUUAGUUUAAUUGCAAUUUGCGGUUUACACAGUACGAUGGACUUUGAAAUGGGUAUGUGGGACUUAUGAUGUGGUAAACGAUGUGGUCAGUGUAGUGAUUUAGUCAUUUAAUAUAGAGAUGAUGUCUGAAUUGUCUUCCAGAGUAGCGCAAAGAAAUGCGAGAGCUGUAGGAAGUCUUUGAUAAUUAUAUUAUAUUAUAGCUAUAUAAAUGACUGAUCGUUUUUUUCUGUAAGUAAGGAGUUUUUGAGCCCAGUGUUGCGUUUGCUGACAAUUAACAGGUAGGGUAAUGUAUUCACGUUUAUAAUACGCUGUUGCUGUAAGUUACCUAAACGUGUUUUUUCUUGUGUACGUUUGUUUGUCGCUAUACACAGAUAAAUAAUCAUACAUUUUAAAAAUAUUUAAUAAUUCCUGGUUUAAAGUCGACAGUACAGGUGAAAAACGAUUGUAUUGUUUUUAUUUCUUUCGAUUCAAAUGCAAAAUAAGAUGUGUAGACUAAAUAUAAUGUUACUGAGACGAUUUAUUGUAUUUGAGUUAAAUAAUGUAAAUCUGCUUGUUAAUUCGUGACGUAAUUAAUACAUUGUCCAAGAUUCGAAUUCAUAAUCGUUUAUGAACAAUUCAUUUAGCCUGUAGCACACAUUGAGGCAUGGGCGUAACUUGCGACUACAAGAGACAGCUAUUGUUCUUUACUUAAUAGGUUAUUAUUUUCAAUCCAUAAGCUGAUAUUCAGGCUUUCAUGAAAUCCACCACCUGCAGAGAAAUCUGGACCCAUUCAAAAUUAAAAAAAAAGAAAGAGAAGAAAAAAAAAAAGGGUGAUGAAGACCGAUCCGUGCUUGAUGAUGUGGAUCAUCUGGACAUGGAAACGUGUUCCGCAGGUCGCACCGGUUGUAGCGGCGAAAGUCUUUUAUUUAAGGACUUUACCUAAAAUCAUUUGAUUCGCAUUUUAUCAGUCGCACAUGAUUAGUUUUAGGGUAUGUGUCAGUAAAUUAAUUGUUACUUCAGAACAUUUCAGCGUUCUUUCUCUGAACGGUGUUGUGUGGGUGUAUUUCCUGAUUGAGCAACAGCUUUUUCAGACUCUUCAAGACAGCGCAAAUUCUUUGCUGGAAUUACAGUUUCCAUUGGAGUUGUUACAUGUGUGAAAUGAAAUCAUUGUUGAAACGUUUGCAGUCUACUACGAAUAACACCAUUACAACACAACAACAAUUACAUACACAGUGAAUAACUACAAGACUGUAUAUGAAUUAAGGUAUAUGCGUGUAAGUCAUGUUUAAACAGAUUUCACAAUGAGCACUAUGACGUUUGUAACAGCUACAUAGGCUGAGGUGCGACUGAUCUGAUAAGAAAGGAAUGUUUUUAACAGGGAACAUUCAGGUGAAAUAUCCUGACUUUAUGCAAACUAUUUUUAAGACUUGAGAUAUAAACACGGUAACUCGUUUAGAGAAUGAUUUCUUAAAAUCGUACGAUUUCGUAUUAUUUUAAUAAAAUAAUGUAUGGGAGGAAAUAGCAGGUGGCUUCACGUUUUAUGACGUCAUGAGCAGCCCCGUUCUCUAUUAGUGGAUCUGUUUCUGAAGAUAUCUGAGGAUUCAUUAGGAGUGAAAUUUGUUUGGGAAUGAUGCUGUGCUAGGUUUUGCUGAUAUAAUAGUUUUAUGCAGUUAGGCUUUGAUUUUAAUGCUGGCAAAUCCAAAUGUUAAACUUCCAGACCACUCUUUAUUGUUAUUGUAAAAGAGUUUGAGCGAUCGCCCCCUUUUCGUCUUAUUCAUCUCUGUUUUUUUCUUUCGUUGUCUUUGUUUAUCAUUAUUAUUUCUUAAUGUAAUUUUCGUUUAUUGUUUUUUAGUAUUAAUUUAAAAAACAAGAAACAAAAAAAGAUCUGAUGGAGCGCGUGGAUCCGGAAAAGGUGACGCGUGACGUCAGUUUUAUCAAGCGGGGUCCGUGUCAGAUGUGCGUAAACGGAGAAAAUGAGUCGCUGUUACUAGGGCGACAGAUUUAUGGCUUGUAUGAGCUUUUUCUGUCGGUAUAGAAACCUUUGGUAGACCUUGAACUUCCCAAAAUGACUCAUAAAUCCGAUGCCUAAGAACAGCCCUGCUAAGUUAAUGGAUAAUGUCGAAAGCCUUUUUCAUCCGGAGCCACGUAGUGUGUGGGAAUAAGGUGCAGAUAAUGCUACCAAACAUUGAUUUACUUAUUUAGCAUUCAUUUUAUUCGGUAAUCUCCAGAAAUGAAUUACAGCUUUCUCUUUAAGUUAUUCCUGACUUCGCUCUGUGUUACUGCGCUGGGUAUUUAUGCUAUACAAAGUGGAUUUCUGGAUGUUACAGAUGUCACAAAAAGACUGUUGCCAUCAAGCACAAGGCGCGUCCAGUUUUCUAAAGGAAGACCGCCUAACCGCAACAUUGGGCCAUUUCCCAGUAAAAAUCGUUCGUCUUGUUCCUGUGAAGGAUAUGCGUUAAAUGCUAAGCAUGUGGCGGUGGAUGAACUGGAAGACCUUCAGAGACGUCGGUCUGAGGAGUACCGGCAAUACCAGCUCAGGAUGGGCACAAAAAUGGAGUCCCUUAUACUAGCCCAAUCCAACUCACCCCUCCAAUAUCCCAUCCAGGGUUUUGUAGUAGAACCUCUUACAAAAAGUGUGAUACCAGGUUUGGCUGUGCAUGCUCAAAAAAGAAGACUAUAUAAGGUGUCUUUGAGUGUGAAGAAAGGAGUGCUCUCAGUAGACGAUGUUCUGGAAGGAGAUAAGGUAGAAGGACUGGGUCAGAGUGAACUGAUUAUCUCAUCCAGCAGCCUCACACAUCUCAAUGAUCUGCUCUCCAGAGUGACUUACACCAGCACCAUCUACCAUAUAAAAUCUAAAGAUCUGGUUAAUUUUUCUUUUGAGGAGUACGAGGCCAUAUUUUCCAUUGAGAUCAAGAGACCAUCAGUUCCUGUUCUGUAUGACCCAGGGGAAGAUAUAAACUCACAAGUGACAAUAGCAACCAAGACCUUUCUGAGAUAUGACGAGCUGAACAUCCUUAUCAAAAGCAUCCGACAGUUUUAUCCUGAAAUCAAGAUCAUCAUUGCAGAUGACAGCCUGGAGCCGCAAAACGUGACUGGCUACAAAUUAGAGCAAUACAUUAUGCCUCCUACACAGGGUUGGUUUGCCGGCAGGAAUCUGGCUGUAUCUCAGGUCACCACUAAAUACUUCCUGUGGGUUGACGAUGACUACAUAUUCAGUAACAGUACACGGAUUGAAAAAUUUGUGGAGAUAAUGGAGAAAGUUCCAGAACUGGAUGUGGUUGGUGGUGCAGUGGGAAGAGAUCAGUUCUUUUUCCGUCUUAAGUACGAGGAAGGGGAUGAAGAGGAAGGCGGUUGUCUCAGACGUUUGCAUAGGAGGAAGAUUCAAUCCGUUCCAGGCCUAGAUGGCUGCUUCUUUGUAGACGGGGUUGUCAACUACUUCCUGGCACGGACAGAUGCGGUGCGACGGGUUGGCUUUGAUCCAUUUCUGAAGAGGGUGGCUCACACUGAGUUUUUUCUCGAUGGUCUUGGAGAUUUGCUGAUUGCCUCUUGCAAAGGACUUUCAGUCGGCCAUCAGAAGAAACGCAAACAAAGCAAAUACAGGCACUUUAGAUUUCCAGGACGAAAAGAUGGAAGAAACAAACUGGCCCAUCAUUACUUCAAGAACUAUUUAAAUUGCAUUAGGUACUAAAAGAGUUUUGAGGAGAAGGGUGACCAUUCACCUGCACAAACCAAACUGAAUUGAGCUUAUAGUUGAAUUCAUUAAAGGAAUGUAUGUGAGCAAAGGUUCGCCUGAGACGUGUUUUAGUAAAGAAAGGUGUAGUGAAACGGUAUUUAAGACAAAUGAACAAUUCAGUCAAUGGAAUCAGCAUCAAAAAAACUAUGAACCAAGUUUUGUCUUCAGAAGAACCGAUCUCAGGGUAUGAAUCUUCUCAGCAUAUUUAUUUACAGUAGACACAUUUUAUUAUAUUUAUUACUGUGGGUUACUGUUGUGAAAUAAAAUAUAUUACACUGCUAUAAAUGUGACUGUUAUGUGCCAUCAUGGACUUUCUUUAUCUAAAUAAAAAGUGCAAAAUGUUUACAGAGUGAACUAAAAAUCACCCUUAUCUAUACUGAGCUUGAUAUUUGUAUCAAAUUGAUUUUCAAAUUGAUUUUUGUAGGGUUUACUCAUUUUCUAUAAUAAAAUAUUUAUUUUUUUGAAGGGUAACUUUUUUUGAAGAAUUGCUGAACUUUGCACAAAGGUUGUGUCUGUCCCUAAAUGUAUUAAUCUUAAUUAUGUGGAUGAUUAACGGUGUUGUUGCCUGGCAAGGAUAUAGUAUGUAAAAUUAUGAAAUGCAUGUUUUGGAAUUUCUUUUUUGACUUUUUUUUUUUUUUAAAAAAAAAAACAUUAAAUGCUGAACUGGUUUAAGUCUCAUUUACUGUUAUGUUUACUUCUUCAGACAAGGGUGGGAUUUCUUGCAAUGUUUUCUGGAUUCAAUAAUGUCUGGAAUACUGUUUAUCUCAAACAAUUUCUCUGGGCAAUUUACAUAUUAUUAUGGAAUUGUUGAUGUUGAAUGUAUUCUGUUGUUGUAAACAAUGCCAAUAUGGAUGCAUUUUAACAAUAAUUGGGAUAAAAUAAUAGCACAGAUAGUGACUCAUAUUACCCAAUGAAGUCUGCUGCCUGCUUCAGUUAUGAAGAUUUCAAGCCUUAGUAUGGCAAAACAUUUUUGUGCAGCUACUGUAAAACUUUUUACAUAACACAUGGAAUAGGCUUUUUUUUUCUUGAAGUGCAAAUAUAAAAUAAAUCACAGAUGCUGUCACGAGGUUAUAGUAAUAUUAGGUUCGUUUGAGAUUAGCAAAAUCUGCACAGAACCUAUCACCGGUGAUCACCGAGAGAUGCAUGCCGGUUAGAAAUGUGUCCAAGUUACGUCCGCCUUCCUCUGAUGUCAUGCUGACGUGUGCCAAAAAACACUCGCGAUGGGGAGGCGGCUGUGUCGGAUUGAGCAGUCGAGCGCAGUAGCUCUCCACCGACUGCGCUGACCAAAAGCACGAUGGGAAACGACUGCCUGAC
This is a messenger RNA of Labeo rohita (rohu), 5102 nucleotides long. RefSeq names its product beta-1,4 N-acetylgalactosaminyltransferase 2. The record is from RefSeq and is a predicted model, not a curated record. Gene Ontology annotation, cellular component: Golgi membrane. Gene Ontology annotation, molecular function: hexosyltransferase activity. Gene Ontology annotation, biological process: UDP-N-acetylgalactosamine metabolic process; UDP-N-acetylglucosamine metabolic process. NCBI's taxonomy places the organism in Eukaryota, Metazoa, Chordata, Actinopteri, Cypriniformes, Cyprinidae. The transcript is spliced from 12 exons. The coding region runs from base 2286 to 3743 and encodes 485 amino acids.